Molecule: messenger RNA, 543 nt
Organism: Helianthus annuus (common sunflower)
Lineage: Eukaryota; Viridiplantae; Streptophyta; Magnoliopsida; Asterales; Asteraceae
Product: hapless 2-like
Exons: 4
Coding region: 1-543 (180 amino acids)
Source: RefSeq, a predicted model, not a curated record
AUGGACGUGAUUGCCGGUGGUCGAGUUCAGAGUGGUGGUGGUGGUGGUGGUAGAGACGCCAGGAAAGGCGGUGGGGGACGGGGUCGUGGACGUGGAGGGAGGGAAUACGACACUACACGUAAACGAACGUCGUUUACGUUCAUCGGAAUGACACGAAUAGAGCUUAUUCUUCAUAACAUAACACGUAAUGGCGAAAUACGUGAAUAUACGACACCUGUCAAAACGAUGCGUAUGGCUCUAUACGAUGCGUAUCGGUUCAAAACUUCAUCUCUUUUCUUCAUAAGUUUGAUGAUGGACGUGAUUGUCGGUGGUCGAGUUCGGGGUGGUGGUGGUGGUGGUAGAGACGCCAGAAAAGGCGGUGGGGGACGGGGUCAUGGACGUGGAGGGAGGGGUCGUGGUCAGGGUGCAGGGUCCCCCGACAUUAACCUGUUUCCGGAGCACCCAUAUUUAGCAUUCGACGAGGGCUCGGAAGAGGAUCAGCGAUGCGAGAAGUUUCGCCACAUGGUGAUUGGCGGCCAUCCUUGUGUCAACCGGAAAAGUUAA